CACACACACUCACACACUAAAACACUUCCUCUCUCUCCAAAAUGACCUUCUGCAAAGUGCAAAAGAACCCGUGUCCUUCGUCUCCUUCCCCGACCUCCAUCAUGCCCUUUUACGUAAUUUCACAUUCGCCACUUGAUCCAACGGCCCCAACCCUUCCACAUACUCGUCUUCUUCUUUGCGCUUGCUUGGUCCUUGCUCGCCUACUCUACACCCUUCCACACUCUAUUAUUUCUCCACCUCUUCUUCUUCUUCCUCCCUUUCUGUUGUUUCCCUAUCUCCCCUCUUUUCCUAGGGUUUCCUCUCGUAUUCUCGCUCCUCUCUUGUUCUUCCUUUUUUUUCGCCGAAAUUCUCAGUUUUUGGGUCUCUGGCCUCCGGCGUCAACUCCACCAGGGUGUUAUGUUUGUGUUGGUGGUAGUUUUGAAUGGCGAUUGAGAAGAAUAGUUGUAAGGUUUCGAGAUUUGAUUCAGAGUUUUCGCCCUAUGGGAGGGACGGUAAUACUAUGGCGUCCAGUGAGGAUGAGGAGUUUCAGAGGAAAAAUUUGAGUGCCGUUGAUACUGAUGAUGACGAAGAUGAUGAUUUUGAUGACUGUGAUUCCGGGGCAGGCUCUGAUGACGUUGACUUACUUGAAUUUGGGGAAGCUGGGGAGGAGUUUUGCCAGGUUGGUGAUCAGACUUGCAGCAUCCCGGUUGAGUUGUAUGAUCUUCCUGGGUUGCGUGAUAUUUUGAGUGUUGAUGUGUGGAAUGAUGUGCUGACUGAGGAAGACAGGUUCAGCCUUACUCAGUUUUUGCCUGAUAUGGACCAGGAGAACUUUCUCAGGACAUUACUGGAGCUCUUUUCAGGGAGUAAUUUGCAUUUUGGAAACCCUAUUGAUAAAUUAUUUGACAUGUUGAAGGGAGGGUUGUGUGAGCCGAGGGUAGCUAUGUACAGACAGGGAUUGAAUUUCUUCCAGAGGAGACAGCAUUAUCACCUCCUGCGGAAGUAUCAGAAUACCAUGGUUAGUAAUCUUUGUCAAAUGAAAGAUGCUUGGUUGAAUUGUAAGGGGUACAGCAUUGAGGAGAAGCUUCAGGUCCUGAACAUAGUGAGGAGCGAAAAGAGUUUGAUGUAUGAGAAGAUGGAGGAGUUAAAAAGUGACUCGUCCGAAAUGGAGGAGCCAGGAGAUGGCAUGUGGCGUAAGAAGGCGAAGGAUCGGAAACUUGGGCCGAAGUUAAACCGCCAGUCUGCAUAUGGCAUGGGUUCAGCUUCUGACGUGCACUCUCUUGCUUUGAAGAAGACCAUGGAAUCAACAAAACAUGGGAAGCAAAACAAAAAAGGUGCCUUAAAGUUAGGGGGUUCAAAGGCAGCUUUGACAGAAGAGGUAGCUGGUGGUCUUCCUUCCGUGUACAGUGGGACCAUGCCCCUUUCUCAGCAUAAUAGAAUGUCAGGCUAUGAUCCUGGGGCAUCAUUCCGCAGAGGUGAUCAGAUGUUAGCUCCUGAUGAUGAGGGGGAAUCAAUGUAUGAAGUUCCGCUGCACCGUGAACAACGUACCUUGCGAGCAGGGGUUUCAGGUAGAACAGGGAAUUUGAAAGUUGGUAAAAAGCAUGAAGCCUUGGGGAAUGAAGCAUAUUUUGACAAUUCGAUGGGCGUAAAUAUGUAUGGCAAGAAUAAGGCAGUCAAUCAGUUGUCAGACAUCAAGGUUUUAACCUCAAAACCAUUUAAUUCCAGGAUUCCGUAUGUCAAUGAUCAUAGUGUACAGAAUUUUGGGAACUUUAUGCAACAUCCUGCUGAAGAUCGGAUGAGAUAUGUGAAACCAAAAUUGGCAUUAAGAGGGACUGAAAUGGGAACUGUAGACGUGAAUGACCGUUUUUGGCUUGGUGAAGAACAAGGAGGUCAUUUCCUGGCUGAGCAAUCUAGCAAGUACACAGAUUGGAAUGUCAAAAGCAAGAAGCGGAAAAGUGGUCGGGACUCCUCUGAGUUAGGAAUUAGUAAUGGGUUAUAUGAUAUGGAGACUCAAUCGAAGGCGAUGCUGCAAAGAGUUAGAGAAACUUCUUUGCAAAAUGGUGGACGUGCUGCUGCAAAGUACAGAGGCGGAAGAGCAUCUCCCUGGAAUGAUGAAACCGAAUCAGAUUCAUCAGAGCAGAUUGAUGAAGAUGAGGAUGAUAAUCCUCUGAUGAGGAGCAAGUGGGCUUUCCCUAGUGGUGUUUCUGGUGGGAAAUUGGGCCGAGACUCGAGAAAGUCUAAACAUGGGAAGAAGGAUGCAAAAGAUGGGAUGUGGACUCUUGAUGGAUCGUCACAAUUUUCAGGGCCGAUUCCCAAUUUUAGUGAACACCAGCCUAUGAUGAAGAAUGGGAACCCCAGCUGGAGAGCAGAGCAGAAAGGGAAGAUGCACGAUAUUGGUCAAAUUCAGGCUUCUGGUAGUGAUUUGAAUGAGAGGUAUUUCUUUGAGUCUGGGCGACUAACUGGUGGUGUUGAUUGGCAACAAAUUUACCAGAUGGGAAUGAGUGCUCAUGUCCUAGGUGACCAGACUGGAAGACUGCAAGUCCCAGCAUUUAAUGCACUGAAUUUGGACAAGAGAAAAGGAGAAUUUUAUAGAGAAUAUGGGGUUCCUCAGUCAGGUUUUCAACUGGAUAAUGAUCUUGAUGAUGAUGAUUCCCUUCUGAUAAAAUCUUUGGCAGGGAAUGCAAAAGUUUCUGCUAGGCUGGGGAAGAAAGGUCAAUUAGUUGAAACUCAUGCUGGUGGUCAACUUGAAAGAUCUAGUCCUCAGUUGAUUGGAUGCAACUCUGGUGGUAAGAAGCGGAAAGUGAAAGAUGAAGGGGUUCACGUUGAUGAAAGGGAGGAUAUUAACUAUCUACUCUCAGAUGGUCAACUGCAAACAGAAGAUGCGGAUGUGUCAAGGAAGCGGGGAAAGAGGAAAGCUGUUGAUGACACUGAUGCUUUAGAAAAGGGAGGAAAUGAAGUAUCUCUUGUAGAAAAGGAAGUGGAGGAGGCAGAGGCUGAUACGAAACCGCAGAAGAAACCCUUCAUUUUGAUCACACCUUCUUUCCAUACAGGCUUCUCGUUCUCGAUCAUUCAUCUUCUGACUGCAGUUCGAAUGGCGAUGACGGUGCCCCAUGCUGAGAAUUCUUCAGAGGUUGGAAAGCCUCUUGAUCAGAGUGAGGUAACAGCAAAUUUUAAGGAGAGCGAAGAUAUAGAGCAGUCCAUCUGUGAAAAUCAUCCAAAUGCUGAUGUGGAUGUGAAUGCGUCAGAAGCUCCGUCACAACCCAAUGGUGCUUCUCUCACUGUGCAGGAAAUUGUUAACCGUGUUAAAACGAAUCCUGGAGAUCCCAGCAUUCUUGAAACUCAAGAACCACUUCAAGAUUUGGUCCGAGGGGUUUUGAAGAUAUUUUCAUCCAGAACAGCACCUUUAGGAGCAAAAGGUUGGAAGCCACUUGUAGUGUAUGAGAAGACAAACAAAAGUUGGUCCUGGAUUGGUCCUGUAAUUCCUACUCCACCAGAUCUCGAGACUCCUGAUGAGCUGACAUCACCAGAUGCAUGGGGUCUUCCUCAUAAAAUGGUUGUUAAGCUGGUUGAUUCAUUUGCCAAUUGGCUCAAAAAUGGUCAGGAGACUCUCCAGCAAAUAGGUAGUCUGCCUGCUCCUCCCUCGACUCUUAUGGAAUUUAAUUUAGAUGAGAAGGAAAGGUUCAAGGACCUGAGAGCUCAGAAGAGUCUUGCCACCAUAGGCCCUAGUUCUGAAGAAGUAAGAUCUUAUUUCCGCAAAGAGGAAGUCCUUCGGUAUUCAAUCCCUGACAGAGCUUUUGCUUACACGGCAUUUGAUGGUAAAAAAUCCAUUGUUGCUCCGUUGAGAAGGUGUGGUGGAAAGCCAACAUCAAAAGCCCGGGACCAUUUUAUGCUAAAGCGUGAUCGUCCUCCGCAUGUAACCAUUCUCUGUCUUGUUAGAGAUGCUGCUGCUAGGUUGCCUGGUAGCAUUGGUACCAGGGCUGAUGUGUGCUCUCUGAUUAGAGAUUCUCAGUACAUUGUGGAAGAUGUUUCGGAUGCCCAAGUAAACCAAGUGGUUAGCGGAGCAUUGGACCGUCUACAUUAUGAACGUGAUCCUUGUGUGCAGUUCGAUGGGGAGAGGAAAUUAUGGAAAUACCUACACAGGGAACGGGAAGAAGAAGACUUCGAGGAUGAUGGGACUUCGUCCACUAAGAAAUGGAAGAGGCAAAAGAAAGAAGCGAAUGAAUCUGGAGAUCAGGAGACUGUUACCGUUGCUGCUUUACCUGAGAAUGGGGAACCAUCAGGUCUCGAUUUGACCUCUGAUCUGAACACUGAUCCGGCAGUGAGCAUGGAAGAAGAUAACAAGCCAGGGGAUAUGCUGCUCCACGAUGCCGCAGAUGACCCUGAAAACAAUGUUGAGAUAAGUCCUGGUUCGGUACAAGGUGUUGAUCAUGAUGCGCCUCCCAUGGUUUGGGAUCCAGUAGGUUUGAAUUCAAUGCAAGAGAACAGUUUGCUAUGUCAGGAAAAUUCUACCAAUGAUGAUUUUGAUGAUGAAAUAUUCUGUAGAGAGCCACUAGCUUAACUGUUUGAGGGUUUGAGUUGAUAAUGUAUAUUGCUAAGAGAAGUAGAUAAUUUGUACCAUGAAAGUUCUUUAUUUUUUCCUUUACACAAAUCAAAGAAACAACCCUUCUAAUUCUGAAAAGGAGAGGUACGCUGUAAAGAAGAAGAUGAGGGAAGCAGGAGAGGAAAAGAAGUUGGUGUGGCAACUUUGAUCCCUCUAUUUGAUUUCCCUCUUUGAAACAAAAGCC
Oldenlandia corymbosa var. corymbosa is the source of this 4760-nucleotide messenger RNA. The record is from the annotation of a GenBank genome assembly. Lineage: Eukaryota; Viridiplantae; Streptophyta; Magnoliopsida; Gentianales; Rubiaceae.